AUGGUCCCUACGGUGGCGGAGCCGGUGGGGCGCUGCCCGCCGUGGCGGCCCGGAGAGGAGUUAUCCAUCUCUCUACUGCUCCGGCAGAGUACCCGGCUGGACCUCCGCCAGAUCCGGCAAGUUCACGGGCAGCUCUUCCGGCGGCACCUCCACCACGAUGCCGUUCUCAUCACCCAGCUCGUCUCGUCCUGCUCCGCCGCCGGCACCAUGGACUACGCCGCCCGGCUCUUCCACUCGGUGCCCACCCCCGACCUCGUCCUCUGCAACGCCAUGCUCAAGGGGUACACCCUCAACUCCUACCCCGCCGCUGCUGCCCUCUUCUUCGCCGGCGAGGUCCUCCGGCGAGGCCUCCCCCCCGACCACUACACUUUCCCCUACGUCCUCAAGGCGUGCGCCGCCAUGGCCGAUCCCAAACUCGGCGCCCAAGUCCACGGGAGCCUGGUGAAGACGCCCGGCGCCGGCGCGGACAUCUUCGUGCUGAAUUCCCUCCUGGACAUGUACUGGAAGUGCGGGUUGAGCGAGCUCGCGCGACUGGUUUUCAGGAGAAUUCCACAGCCCAAUACCACCACCUCGAACAUAAUGAUCUCCGGUUUCUUGGGCAUGGACGAACUCGACUCGGCCAGGGAACUGUUCGAUGGAAUGCCGCUGAGGGACGUGGUUUCGUGGAACACCUUGAUGAGCGCCUACGCGCGGGCAGGGGAGAUGGAGCUCGCGCGGAAGCUUUUCGACGAAAUGCCCAAGCGGAACAUAGUUUCCUGGAACGCCCUCAUCUCCGGGUACUCUCAGAACGGCCAGGUUGAAGAAGCGACGUCCGUCUUCUCUCAGAUGCUGCAUUCGGGGGUCGACCCCGACAGCGCGACGAUGCUGAACGUUCUCUCUGCUUUGAGCGGAGCCGAAGAUGACCUCGAAGAUGAACUGGUCGAUCGAGUAGUCGCCCUCGCGAGGUCGAUGAACUCGGUUUCAGUCUCUACUGCUCUGCUGAAUCUGUACGCGAAGAUGGGGAGAAUGGAGGAGGCCAGGAAGGUGUUCGAAGGGAUCCCAGAAAAGGACCUGGUCACGUGGAACGCCAUGAUCGGAGGCUACUCUCACAACCAGCGGCCCGCGGAGGCGAUCGAGCUCUUCCGGUUGAUGACCCAGAAGGGCCACCCGAAGCCGGACGGGAUCACCAUGGUCAGCUUGAUCGACGCCUGUUCUCAAAUGGGCGCCCUCGAUUUGGGCGAGUGGAUCCACACCUUCAUCCGGAAGAACAAGAUACACUUGGACGUUUUCCUGUACACAGCCCUGGUCGACAUGUACGCGAAAUGCGGCGACUUGGUUCGGGCCCGUCACCUGUUCGACGAAAUGCCCCGAAAAGACUUGCCCUCCUGGAAUGCGAUGAUCAACGGCAUGGCCGCCCAUGGGCAUGCCCGCGAGGCCCUCCGAGCCUUCCAACAGAUGGGGAGCGACGGUGUCGCCCCCAACGAGAUAACCUUCAUUGGCCUGCUGAGCGCGUGCGCCCACGGCGGCUUGGUAGGUGAAGGCUUGGAACUCUUCCACCGAAUGCACCGGCAGUACGGAGUGGAGCCGAGAAUCGAGCACUACGGCUGCGUGGUGGACCUGCUCGGCCGCGCCGGGCGCCUUGCCGACGCGCGCGAGCUCGUCAGAAGUAUGCCGCUCCAGCCCGACCCCGCCCUGUGGGGCGCGCUGCUGGCGGCGAGCACAUUCCACCGGGCCGUCGGCGUGGCCGAAGAAGCAGCCCGCGAGCUCGCCGCGCUCGACCCACGGCACGACGGAAACUACGUGCUACUUUCCAACGCCUACGCCUCCGCCGGCCUGUGGGGAGACGUCGAGAAGGUCAGAGCCCAAAUGAGGGCCAACCGGGUCCAGAAGACGCCCGGCUGGAGCUCCGUGGAGGUCGCCGGCGCCGUCCACUGCUUCAGGUCCGGCGACAGGACCCACUCCAGGACCGCAGAGAUCUACAGUGCUUGGGACGAGCUCGUGAAGGAGAUAAGGCCCAUGGGGUACGAGCCGGACACGGGGGCUCUGCUCAGGAAGCUCGACGCGGAGGAGGAGAAGGAGGAGGCUCUCUAUCGCCACAGCGAGAAGCUGGCCCUGUGCUUCGCCCUGAUCAGCUCUGCUGGGGAGUCGUCUCCCAUCAGGAUUGUGAAGAACCUGAGGAUCUGCGGGGACUGCCACCGCGCCAUGGAGCUGGUCUCCGAGGUGACGGGAAGAGAGAUCAUCGUCCGAGAUAGGAGGAGAUUCCACCAUUUCAGGGGUGGCAGUUGCUCCUGCGGAGGCUACUGGUGA
Molecule: messenger RNA, 2286 nt
Organism: Spirodela intermedia
Lineage: Eukaryota; Viridiplantae; Streptophyta; Magnoliopsida; Alismatales; Araceae
Source: the annotation of a GenBank genome assembly